CUAGGUGGCACAGACAUAUCUUAUACAUAGUUUUGUGUGUAGACAUUGGGAAAUGAGUAAAAGGAACUGUUGUCCUGGUUGGGGAAAGGACAGUGUCACACACUCACCACUCCCCCGACUAAUGAGGGAGUUAGAAACAGCAGUUUCCAAAGGCUGUGAGUCAUCCUCUGAUCUGAAUCACACGUGAGACUUAGCAUGGUUUGAGGAGCGGGGGCAGGGAGGCCUGGGGUCUCCAAUGGCCGAGAGAAAUCCAGGCACCCACACCCUGACUCAGCCUGGCUGGCCAAGGUAGCUGGCAGAAGACCCAGGCCUGUUCCCAGUCCUGGGCCACUGCCCCAGCUGCCCUUAGUCUGGGCACCAUGCCUGAGCCAUGGCGUAGGAGACCACGAUGCUCAGGUGACCUCACCCAGAGCACAGAUCUUCACCAGCUUCUGUGUGUGGAUCUGUCAGUCCAUGGUGCCACCUCACUCUGCAGGGCUCUUGAGGAUCCUCAGUCUGACCCAAGGACCUAGCCCUUAGUUUAGCCCCAAGAAGUGGGCCACAGCCCCCAGCUUCCUGCUGGGAAGGCCCAGGAGCUAAGAAAAGAAUCACAGAAUACUAGAAUGUCAGAGGUGGAAGAGAUCAUCUAGUCCAAACCUUUCAUUUUACUGAUGGAGAGACAGAGGUCCACAGAACAGGCAUGACCUGCUGAAAGUUACACAAAACAAGGAGACCAGUGCCGGUCCAGUGGCUGUGAUGGGGAAGGAUUACUACAAGAUUCUUGGAAUUCCGUCGGGAGCCAACGAAGAUGAGAUCAAGAAAGCCUAUCGAAAAAUGGCAUUGAAGUACCACCCAGACAAGAACAAAGAACCCAAUGCUGAAGAGAAGUUUAAGGAGAUUGCUGAGGCCUAUGAUGUGCUGAGUGACCCUAAGAAACGGGGCCUGUAUGACCAAUAUGGGGAGGAAGGCCUGAAGACCGGCGGUGGUUCAUCAGGUGGCUCCAGUGGCUCCUUUCACUACACCUUUCAUGGGGACCCCCAUGCCACCUUUGCCUCCUUCUUUGGAGGCUCCAACCCCUUCGAUAUCUUCUUUGCCAGCAGUCGUUCCACUCGACCUUUCAGUGGCUUUGACCCAGAUGACAUGGAUGUGGAUGAAGAUGAGGACCCAUUUGGCGCUUUUGGCCGCUUUGGCUUCAAUGGGCUGAGUAGAGGUCCGAGGCGAGCCCCAGAACCACUUUACCCUCGGCGCAAGGUGCAGGACCCACCUGUGGUGCAUGAGCUGAGGGUAUCCCUGGAGGAAAUCUACCACGGCUCCACCAAACGCAUGAAGAUCACAAGGCGGCGCCUCAACCCUGACGGGAGAACUGUACGCACCGAGGACAAGAUCCUACACAUUGUCAUCAAGCGUGGCUGGAAGGAAGGCACCAAGAUCACCUUCCCCAAAGAGGGCGAUGCCACACCUGACAACAUCCCUGCCGACAUCGUCUUCGUGCUCAAAGACAAGCCCCAUGCACACUUCCGCCGAGAUGGCACCAAUGUGCUCUACAGCGCCCUGAUCAGCCUCAAGGAGGCACUGUGUGGCUGCACCGUGAACAUUCCCACCAUUGAUGGCCGAGUGAUCCCUUUGCCCUGCAAUGAUGUCAUCAAACCAGGCACCGUGAAGAGACUCCGUGGGGAGGGCCUUCCCUUCCCCAAGGUGCCCACCCAGCGGGGAGACCUCAUUGUCGAGUUCAAAGUUCGCUUCCCAGAUAGAUUAACACCACAAACACGACAGAUCCUUAAGCAGCACCUACCUUGUUCCUAGGCUCUGCCCCAGCCAGUCCAGAGUCUACCACAGCAAUACCCCACACACACCCCAUCCAAUGUGCACCCAGCUUGAUGUCCACUGGACACUGGCAACCUUUUCUAAAAUGCAAAAAAAAAAAAAAAAAUAGCCACUGGUUUUCAGGAAAAAUAUUCCUGUCCCUGACCCCUUUCAGAGCUGGGCUGCCCUGGGGGAGUGGGAGGGAGGGAGUUGGGGAGAGUUAGCCCAGACCAGGGGUCAAUUUUCAUGUCACUAUCUUUGAAUCCAGUUCCCACUCCAGUGGCUGGAGAGUGACCCGAGUGCUACUUGAAGAUAUAGAGAUUCCCUGUCCACACCUGUAAAUAGCAUGUCUUUCUUCCCCUCUCAGCUUUGCUAAUACCUCUCCUUGCCCUUCCCUUCAGCUUUCUCCUGUUGGUGGAGGAAGAGGAUAAAAUGGACAUUGCUUUCCCACCUCAGUACCACCCCCAAGUCCACAGUGUCCAAGGUUACCACACACCACACAUAUUCAUGCACACGAAGCACACACCUAGAGUCGUGUGUGCCUCUCUGGGGUUGAGAUAGGAAGGGAAGGUCCAUAACCCAUGAACUGGGCCACUGAGCACGAGACACUUUUCAUUUGCGGCAGGGAGGUGAACAGGGCCCUCAGCAGUCUCCCUGACAGCUCCUCUGCCAAGACCCUGCAGAGCUGGAAGGUCUGUCCUCCCCGCUGCUCUCAGGAGUGUGCAAGGGUAGAGGGAGGGGAAGGGGCCUGCUGUAUUAAGGCUAAGAGGUGGAGGGCAGGGUCCAUCUCCCAGCCUUCAUCAGGAAGGGAAAGGGUUUUGGGGUCAGGUGGCAGCUAUUCCCCACCAAGAGAUUCAGGGUCACAGGUUUCUCCCCACACCUCUGAACUCAGGGCCUAGCCACCCCUAAACUUCCAAAUCCCAUUUUUGUGAUAUAUGACACUACUUAUUUCUUACCCUUCAUGAAGACUGCGUGAGGAAUUUCCAGCCCUUUGAUGCCUGUGUGACCCCGCCCCUCUCCUACAGUUGUAUAAAGGUCAAAUAGUGAAGGAACUAGGGUAAGACUGCUUCAGCCAGGUUCUGGGGUGGAGUUUUUAGGUUUUUCUCACUUUGACAAGCCCCUGAAUGUUUUUAUAGUAGUUUUUUUGUAUUUUUUUGUAAUGACAGUAUUAUGGAAAAAAAUAAAGUAUUUUAAAAAUACAA
This is a messenger RNA of Sus scrofa (pig), 2984 nucleotides long. It is a transcript of the gene DNAJB5, whose product is annotated as DnaJ heat shock protein family (Hsp40) member B5. The record is from RefSeq and is a predicted model, not a curated record. NCBI's taxonomy places the organism in Eukaryota, Metazoa, Chordata, Mammalia, Artiodactyla, Suidae. Gene Ontology annotation, cellular component: cytosol. Gene Ontology annotation, molecular function: protein-folding chaperone binding.